Molecule: messenger RNA, 1470 nt
Organism: Aspergillus oryzae RIB40
Lineage: Eukaryota; Fungi; Ascomycota; Eurotiomycetes; Eurotiales; Aspergillaceae
Exons: 1
Coding region: 1-1470 (489 amino acids)
Biological process (GO): nucleoside metabolic process
Molecular function (GO): catalytic activity
Source: RefSeq, a predicted model, not a curated record
AUGUCCACUGGAGCCUCAUUCAAGCUUUCGGGAGAAGGACAUCCUUAUAUUUUGAAACUUGGUGUAUUGUUGUGGGAGCUAUUAAUCGGGAAGAAAAUUACCAUUAACCCUGAAGAUGAAGAGGAUGAGGAUGGUGUGGACUCAAACCUCUCUCUCUUCAAUGCACUGAACCGUGAAGAAAUUAACUCACGCGAAAUAUGCGUUGAAAAGCCUAUUCUGGAUGUGAUCGCCAAUUGCCUGAACAUCUAUCCCCAGACUCAACUAGACGAGCGCAUGGUUCGCAGUGUUGUGUACUGGAACAUUGUGAAACCUUUGCAGAACUACCUGGACUCCCUCUACACUACAAGAGCGCGAGCUUCUACCCUUCACCGCAAACGACCAGCCAAUGAUAUGACUUCGAAUGAAUCUAUGAUGAAGUCCGAGGACUUUGGGUCACCGGCAUGCAGACAAGGAGGACUUUUGGCGUUGGAACCCCGGACAAAAAGGGUCAAGGAAGACGAUCCUGGCCCGCAAUGGAGAAAGCAGGAAAGGAGAUGUGAGAAUUGCGGAUGUCUAUUGACUCCAGAGAGCUACGCCAUCGGGAUAGUUUGUGCCUUGCACAAAGAGCUCCUGGCCGUGCGUAUCCUGUUCGAUUGCACGCAUGAGAGCAUCCCGGUUCCAUCCGAGGACUCCAAUCAUUAUUCAUUUGGCCGUAUGGGUCAGCACGAUAUUGUUGCAGUCUGCUUGCCCUCAGGGAAGUAUGGCACCAAUUCUGCCGCAAAUGCAAUUGCCAAUAUGCGUCGCAGCUUUCCUGCCAUCCGAUUUUGUCUGCUGGUGGGUAUAGGGGCAGGUGUACCCACAGAACAGAAUGAUCUACGACUCGGGGAUGUGGUAGUGAGCCAUCCCACAGGAACUCAUCCGGGGGUCAUACAAUACGAUCUCGGAAAGCAGGGAGAGGACGGGGUAUUCCAUCCAACGGGCUCCCUGCAAAGGCCUCCGCGAUUUCUCCUUACUGCGAUAAGCCACUUGAUCUCAAACCCCGAUUUAUCUCCAGCACCGCUUCAAGGAUACGUCGACCAGAUCAUUGCCACCCGACCAGAUUAUAAACGCCCCGACGAGGAAAAAGAUACUAUAUUCGACACUGGGACUGUACACAUUACUCGCAAUGGUAUUCGUGAGCAUCACUAUGCUGAUGGUGAACAGCAAUCAAACGUGUCUCGAAGAGCCACUCAUCCACAUAUCCAUUACGGGCUAAUUGCGUCAGGAAAUCGGGUGAUGAAGAGUGCUUCCGCGAGAGACCACCUCGCUUCUGUGUAUAAUAUUCUUUGCUUUGAGAUGGAGGCCGCCGGUGUCAUGAAUAUAUGCCCUUGUCUCGUAAUCCGUGGCAUUUGCGACUACGCCGACUGCCACAAGAAUGACCUGUGGCAGAACUACGCCUCGGCCACUGCAGCUGCAUAUGCAAAGCUUCUUCUCACAGUCGUGCGACCUUAG